Molecule: messenger RNA, 443 nt
Organism: Argiope bruennichi
Lineage: Eukaryota; Metazoa; Arthropoda; Arachnida; Araneae; Araneidae
Exons: 2
Coding region: 34-432 (132 amino acids)
Source: RefSeq, a predicted model, not a curated record
UGGUUAGCGAGUGACAGAAAAUAUUGGAUCAAGAUGACUAAAGACAGUGAUAAUCCUUAUAAAAGUGUAAUCAUUGUGGCAGCUUUACUGUUUCUCAUAACCUGCCUCUUGUAUCCGUGGUGUUACCAAAGGUAUGUGAAGCCUUUUUUUCAGAAGAAGGCCAGGGAGAGUCAUCUUAGAAAACGCCAAAGAGCCGCUAAAAUUUCUUUUGAGAACGCGCAUGAAUUACGAGAGCUGGAUCGACGUGAACCAACAGAUUCGAAAUGCAACUAUCUGGAUGAUGUGGCCAGGGCUAAAUAUGAAAUGGUAAAAAAAUAUGUAGAAUCUUUACCUUGUGGUAUCAAAGAUGACACAGACAUAAAUUUAGCCAUUCCAUUCCAUGUUUUGCGUCGUUCCAAAAGUUUGAAUGACCUUGACAUUGUUAUGCCUUGAUAUUGAUUAGA